AUGCAUGAACUGAAGAGAGUGUAGUCUUGGUCUCUCUUUCUUAUAAUCUCCACAAAAAUAUAAUCGAAGAAGAAGAGUAAUGGAGAACGGCAACGGCUUGAAGAUAAUGGAGAAUGGUUUGAAUUUGAAGUUGCAGAACGGUACGCACUGGGGUUUCAGAGGGAACAGAGACCUGGAUACACCUCCUGAAAUCACCAUUAGAGGUGUUCUGGGUAUGCUCAAGGACACUCUUGAGCCUGCAGACCCUAGACCCACCAUCCCUCUCGGCCAUGGCGAUCCCUCUUGCUUUCCUAGCUUCCGUACCGCCGAGGUAGCUGAGAAAGCCGUCGCUGAUGCUCUUCACUCUGCUAAUUUCAACUCUUAUGCUCCCACCGCUGGUCUCCCUUCUGCUCGCAGGGCUGUGGCAGAGCAUCUCUCUGUUGAUCUUCCAUACAAGUUAUCAGUUGAUGAUGUUUACAUCACCAUUGGUUGUACACAAGCGAUUGAAGUGGCGCUAUCUGUUUUGGCUCGCCCUGGUGCAAAUAUUUUGCUUCCUAGACCUGGUUUCCCUGUCUAUGAGGCUCGUGCUGCUUAUAGCCAUCUCGAAAUACGCUUCUUUGAUCUUCUUCCUGAGAAGGGUUGGGAUGUCGAUCUCGAUGCCAUUGAAGAUCUUGCAGAUGAGAACACAGUUGCAAUGGUUAUUAUUAACCCGGGCAAUCCUUGUGGGAAUGUCUUCACUUAUCAACAUUUGGAGAAGGUUGCUGAAACUGCGAGAAAGCUUGGAUUUCUGGUAAUUUCAGAUGAGGUUUAUCAUCACCUCACUUUUGGGAGUAAACCAUUUGUGCCUAUGGGAGUAUUUGGUGACAUUGUCCCAGUUCUUACUCUUGGCUCCAUAUCCAAAAGAUGGAUAGUGCCUGGUUGGAGAGUAGGUUGGUUGGUGAUAAAUGAUCCUAGUGGAAUCCUUAAAAAGACUAGGAUUGUUGACUGCAUUAAGGGCUAUCUCAAUAUCUCUGCUGAUCCAGCAACUUUUAUUCAGGGGGCACUUCCUCAAAUCCUUGAGAAAACAAAAGAAGAUUUCUUUCAGAAGAUCAUAAAUAUGUUGAAGAACACUUCAGACAUUUGUGAUCAGAGACUAAAGGAGAUUGAUUGCAUUACUUGUCCACAUAAAGCAGAAGGAUCCAUGUUUGUAAUGGUAAAAAUGAAUCUGGGACUUCUAGAAGACAUUAAGGAUGAUAUGGACUUCUGCUUCAAAUUGGCGAAAGAGGAAUCUGUGAUUGUUCUUCCAGGUGUUGUGGUGGGACUGAAAAACUGGCUCCGCAUCACCUUUGCUAUCGAUCCAUGUUUUCUUGAAGAUGGCUUGGGGAGAUUAAAAGCUUUCUGCCAUAGGCAUUCCAAGCACGAGUAAGGGAACUACAUAUCAUUGGUGUGAACCAUUUGGGAGCAGAUCGUCAACUGCUCGUUGGUUGUCAAGCUCCAUUGUAUUGUUGUGACCAGUUAGCUGUCCUUAGGUUUAUUGAGCAUUUUAGCUUUAGGAAAUCAUCUCAAUGAAAUAAUUAUCAUAUUAAUGAAAUCCCAGCAAGGGAUAAUGUUCCCAGUCCGGCUAUAGCAUAUUAAUGAAAUCCCAGUAAGGGAUAAUGUUCCCA
Molecule: messenger RNA, 1622 nt
Organism: Macadamia integrifolia
Lineage: Eukaryota; Viridiplantae; Streptophyta; Magnoliopsida; Proteales; Proteaceae
Product: probable aminotransferase TAT2
Exons: 7
Coding region: 80-1384 (434 amino acids)
Biological process (GO): amino acid metabolic process; biosynthetic process
Molecular function (GO): pyridoxal phosphate binding; transaminase activity
Source: RefSeq, a predicted model, not a curated record